UGGCCCGUCCACAGCGCAGGAGUCGCUCUCCUCUGCCCGGUGCCCCAGCUUGGCAGGGCCGAGCACGCCCCGCGCCUCCCGCCGGCAACCUCCGCCCUACCGCCGGAGCCAGGCGAAGGGGCGGGGCGGUGGGGACGCGCGCACUUCCGCCGGCCGCCGUGACGUCACACCUGGACGCCGGCGUCGGGGGUGGGGUCAGACGCGGCUGUAUGGAGCGGCUGGGAGUCGCGGCGGGGCGGCAGAGGCACCCGGCAGCAGGUGUGAGGUGAUUUAGCCUGGCUCCCACUGUAGCCUGUCUCCCUGGCGUCUGAUGAUGAGUUUGACCCCCUCCAGGGGAUGCCUCCUGGACCUGCCCUGGGAAGACAUCUUGGUUCCACAUAUCCUCUGUCAUCUGCCACUGCAGCAGCUCCUGAGCCUGCAGAGGGUCAGCAAGGCAUUCCAGUCUCUCAUCCAGCUGUACCUGGCCAACAUGCGCUGCUUUGACUCAAGCCAGAUUGGACCUGCCAUCCCUCGAGCUGCUUUCGUUAACCUGUUGAAGGACAACGAAGUACUGCAGCAGCUGGCGCUCCAGAACUGCUCCGACUGGCUGACGGACAGAGAGCUGCUCCCGGUCAUUGGGCAGAACCACCACCUGCACCAGAUCCAGCUGAAGGGCUGUGCCCAGCUCAGCCGCCACGCGCUGGUGGCCAUCUCGCUGAGCUGCCCCAACCUGCGUCGGCUCUCCCUGGCUCACUGUGAGUGGGUGGACAGCCUGUCCCUGCGCAGCCUGGCUGACCACUGCAAGGCACUGGAGGCUGUGGACCUGACGGCCUGUCGCCAGCUGAAGGACGAGGCCAUCUGCUACCUGGUGCAGAAGUGCAGCAGGCUCAAGUCUUUGUCGCUGGCUGUCAAUGCCAAUGUGGGUGAUGUGGCGGUUGAGGAGAUUGCCAAGUGCUGCCCUGAGCUGGAGCACCUGGACCUCACGGGGUGUCUGCGAGUCAAGAAUGACUCCAUCAGGGUCCUGGCUGAGUACUGUCCAAAGCUGCGCUCGCUGAAGGUGAAGCAUUGCCACAAUGUGGCCGAGUCCAGCCUGAGCAUCCUCCGAAGCCGUGGGGUGGAGCUGGAUGUGGAGCCUCCGCUGCAGAGGGCUCUCGUUCUUCUGCAGGACGUGGUUGGCUUCGCCCCUUUCAUCAACCUCCAGAUCUAGAAGUGCUGCUGCUGGGGAGGGGGGAACUGACGCAAUGUGGGGGUCAUGGGAGGAUGCCAGAACCGGCUGCUGCGAAGACGUGCAGAGGGAGAGGUCGGUCCCGUUGGUGAGGCUGCCCUGACUGGGGCUCACUCUUUCCUCUUGUUCGUGAGUGGGCUUCAUGGGUGCCUCCAGGGAAAGUAACUCCCUCUGCAUUGGUCUGGAGAGAGCGAUUGACUUGCAGGAACACCAUGGUGCUGAACAGGCCUUGGCCAGGCCAGAUAAUAUGUAGGAUUUAUUAUUUGUUGUAUCUUCAGUCUCCAAGUGGCAGCUGUCCAGAGAGCAGGAUUUUGUUUAGGCACUGUCCCCUGGGGCAGGUGUGUGCUGCACGCCAGCAGAGCUGUUGGGAACAAACCAGGCCAGCUGGAGCAGAAAGGCGAAAAGCCGCCAGCCCUCCUCUGAGGAGAGGGCAGGCCCCUCUGGGUUCAGGGAGGAGGGCAGAGUGAGCCCAGCUCCAGCCUGUGGCCACCAUCCAGCCUGGUACCAAAGGGCUGGCAUGGCCCAGUGCAGGCAGUGUGUCCAGGCCAAGGGUGUUGGUUUAGGCUAGUGCGAGGCAGUUGUUUUCGGGGGAACCUGCUCCUUCCUAACAGCAGUUUCACUGAUGGAAAAGCACCAAACCUGGCUGUGCUGUAACUGAAAGCAGUUGGUCAUUGCCAUUUGUUUCCUUCCAGCUUCUGACUUAAAAUUUCAGCAGCUCAGGUCUGCUACUAUGUCCUGCUCCAUGUGGUGCAUCUGGAGCCUCGGCACUCAGCAGGGUUAAGUGAUGGCAGCAGUGCUGGCCAUGCUGUCAGCUGGAGUUCGUGAAGUGCUGCAGGUCGUGUUGGCAGGGAGAACCUAGCUCUGGUUUGGAGUUCAGCCUCAGCCCUUGUAUCCACUAGGUGGUUAACCAAACAGCAGCUGCAUCUUGUGGUGAAUGUGAUGAAGAGACUAAUUAGGGGAAGAGAGGAUGACCCUGCUUCUAUCUUUGGCUCCAGGAGGGACUGGAAGCAGUGUCUGUACAGCAUGUUCAUGCUCCAGCUGAACUACACACCAACUCACAUCACCUUUAUUAAUACUGGCACUCAAUUUAAAGCAACAGUGCACACAGACUUGUAAAAAGCUUGCUGCAAAAGCACAAGCCACAUCUUGGACCUAAAAAUGUCCCAUGCAAGGAGUAGCUGAGAAGGCUCAGAGAGCCACUGCAGUGUGCCCCUGGGGGCAGAGGGACAGCUACACCAGGAGAGAAGGCUCCUCCUUGUCAGUCGAGUUAGUUGAGGAAGCUGAAAGCAGCGUCCUGGUUUCCAGGUUAGUUCCAGUUAGUGACAGGUGGAGGAGUCCCCUCAUUCCUAGUGCCACGUGUCCAUCCUGCCAUGCCUGGCCAGCAAGGUGGAGACUGAAAAGCAGGAGGACCUGGCUGUCAGUGGAACUUGUACUUCCUGGCUGGUUUGAGGCUGAUGUAGGUUCUCUUCAUCUCCUCGCUCUCGGGCUUCUUGAUGUCUUUGUAUCUCUCUCCCUUUGUACUCACAACUUGGUUAUCAAUAUAACGGAUCAGCUUCUUGGGAGCCUGGAGAGGAAAGACAUUAACACCAAGUGGGUGGACAGCCAGGCUGCUAGAGAAAGCAGGGGGACAAGCGGAAGCAGAGCUCGGAGGACAGGCGCAGGACAACUGGUGUGGUCUGCUUUACACAUCCUUUUGUAUGGAAUCUUGGCCAAAACUGGGAAGUAAGCUGUCUGAUUGGGGGGGCAGGGAGCUGGAGCCAUGUUAGUCAGGAAUGGUAGGAGCUGAUAGACCCUGCAGCACCUUUGCUAAGCUAAUCUUCCCUCUUCACUGACUAGCAGGCUCUGUGAACAGUUGUGUCUUGGGACUUCCCCUUUGCUUUCUGGACCUCAGCCUGAUUUUAAACCACCUAGACAAAGGACAUUCAAACUGCUGGUGAGCUGGAACUGCUUUUCUUACCUCUUUGGGUGGAGCUGGUCGAUGUGUCUUCUGAUCAUCUGCACUAUCCACCAUCAUGUAUCUGAAACAGGAGACGCAUUCAGUGAACUGGGUAUUGUGCAUUGUCUGGGGCUCUCUGGUUUGUGGCUGUGCAAUGUGUCCUACUUGCCUAUAUUGCAGCUAGGAGCACUGAAUGUUCCCUGGUGGAUGAAACGGGCAAGAAGUGUGUCAUCCUGGUGAGAAACCAGGAUUCUCCUGGAGUAGCAUCCUUAACAGUAUGUGAAGGGUAUUGAAAAUGCAGGCUGUUGAGAAUGCCAAUAGCCUCUGUAGAACUGAGAUGUUGAGAUGAGGUGUGCUCUGCCAUUGAGCCAGCUUUGCUCCUUUUCAGCACAAGUGAUGGCAGCCAAAGGAGACAGAGAGGAGAUUACAGGACCAAGCUGGCUGCCUCUGCCCUGAAGAGAUGGUGUUCCUUUCACUCUAUACCUACUGCUUGACUAUGAAACAGGUCUGUGCUGGAAGCAAUUUUACAGAACCAUCACUUCAUUCCCUGUGUGGCUGAAACAUCAGGGCCCAAGCAUUUGCUUGCUGUACUGCUGAAUUACUCUUGAGACUUUGGUGCUGGUUUAGCAGAUGGACAGCACAGCUGACCACGACUUCUCCCUCAGUAGUUAGUAUUGUUGCUCCUGUGUAUCUUCAGCUAUGGUUAUCUGCUCUCUGUACCUGUGCUUGAGUGAUGUUUAAAGUACAGGAUGUUUCCAAAAUGUCAUUAAAGUGAAGUUCCCAGAAA
Columba livia (rock pigeon) is the source of this 3927-nucleotide messenger RNA. RefSeq names its product F-box and leucine rich repeat protein 15 (gene FBXL15). NCBI's taxonomy places the organism in Eukaryota, Metazoa, Chordata, Aves, Columbiformes, Columbidae. Gene Ontology annotation, cellular component: SCF ubiquitin ligase complex. The transcript is spliced from 4 exons. The coding region runs from base 311 to 1186 and encodes 291 amino acids. The record is from RefSeq and is a predicted model, not a curated record. Gene Ontology annotation, biological process: SCF-dependent proteasomal ubiquitin-dependent protein catabolic process. Gene Ontology annotation, molecular function: protein binding.